GCAAGGAAAGCAUUCUGUCCAAUUUAUUCCCUACCUAUGCAGAGGAGAGAGAAGCCACUGCGUUAAUAUGAGAGACAGCGGGCAGAGCGAUGAAAUGAAGUGCAUGCAAACAACAAAACAAUCCAUAUGUACAACCGCUCCCUUCUCUCCCCUCUCCUAUGCCCCAGCUUUGUAAUCCCUCUUUUGCCCCCAGCUUUCCUCUUCUUCGCUCCGCACGGAAGCAGACGCUCCCUCCCCUAAACCCCUUGCAUACGCUCUAAAUCUUUGCAAAAUUUUGGCAGCAAAAGAUUAGCGGUUUCCGUUACCCGAGGCCUAUAAAUCCAGCCCCGUCCUGGGUUUUGCUUCGAAUCAUAGUGGAUCUGAGGGCAUUUCGCAGCAUUCAGGAGCGCUCUCAAAGGCGAUUUCGGCCCAGCUGCUUUUGGGGAUUUCUUAGCGCAUUCUGUAGCAUUUCUCAACGGGAUUUGGGGAAGGGCCUCCCAUGGAGAUGACUGACAUGAAGCCAGAGGAGAUGAGCCACCCACCCAUGGACCAGCUGCUAGGAAUGGAGUACUGCAUAGACUCCAAUCCAUCCUGGGGAGGGGCUGUUGUGCUGGGCUUCCAGCAUUUCAUCCUUUGCCUUGGGACGGCAGUGAUGAUCCCCACCAUGCUGGUUCCCCUCAUGGGAGGAAAUGCCCAUGACAAGGCAUUGGUGGUACAGACAGUGCUGUUUGUGACUGGGAUAAAUACAAUGCUCCAAACUCUGUUUGGAACUCGUCUACCUACCAUCAUCGGUGGGUCAUAUGCAUUCAUAAUCCCGGUCAUAUCAAUAAUCAGUGACCCCUCACUGAUGCAAAUUGCUGAUGACCAUACAAGGUUCAAAAUGACAAUGAGAGCCAUACAGGGGGCCCUGAUAAUAUCCUCCUGCAUUCAAAUAAUACUUGGCUACAGCCAGUUAUGGGGGGUAUGCUCCAGGUUCUUCAGCCCACUUGGGAUGGUUCCAGUGAUUGCACUGGCGGGGCUUGGCCUUUUUGAGAGAGGAUUCCCAGUGAUUGGAAAAUGCGUGGAGAUUGGUCUUCCGAUGCUCGUCCUAUUUGUGACACUUUCCCAAUAUCUGAAGCAUGUGCCAGUGCGCCAUUUUCCGAUUUUGGAGAGGUUCUCGGUGCUCAUCUCCAUUGCACUUGUCUGGGUAUAUGCCCACAUCCUCACUGUGAGCGGGGCAUACAAACAUAGCUCGCUGCUCACCCAGGUCAAUUGCCACACCAACCGUGCCAAUCUCAUCACAACUGCACCAUGGAUCAGUAUUCCAUACCCACUGCAAUGGGGUGCACCGACGUUCAGUGCAGAUCAUUCAUUCGGUAUGAUGUCUGCCGUGCUGGUGUCCUUAAUAGAGUCUACUGGAGCAUUUAUGGCUGCUGCCCGGUUGGCAAGUGCGACGCCACCACCACCGUUUGUCCUGAGUAGGGGCAUUGGAUGGCAGGGAAUUGGUCUGCUAUUCGACGGUCUAUUUGGUACUGUGAGCGGCUCUACAGUCUCUGUGGAGAAUGUCGGUCUCCUAGGAUCAACCAGGAUUGGUAGCAGAAGAGUGAUCCAGAUCUCUGCUGGUUUCAUGAUCUUCUUCUCCAUCCUAGGGCGAUUUGGAGCGCUCUUCGCAUCGAUCCCAUUCACACUGUUUGCCGCCAUAUAUUGCGUGUUGUUUGGCUAUGUCGGUGCUGUGGGGCUCUCCUUUAUGCAGUUCACAAACAUGAACUCGAUGCGCAACCUCUUCAUCAUAGGCAUCUCACUCUUCCUUGGCAUCUCCAUCCCAGAGUACUUCUUCCAGUUUACAAUAAGCGCUCAGCAUAGCCCAGCACACACAAGAGCCGGAUGGGAUUCAUCAUCUCGGUGAUCCUCGACAACACGUUGGAGGUGAGAAACAGGGCGAAGGACCGCGGGAUGCCUUGGUGGGCGAGGUUCAGGACGUUCCGCGGUGACAGCCGGAAUGAGGAGUUCUACAACCUGCCAUUCAACCUCAACCGGUUCUUCCCACCAUCAUAAGCUGGGUGACUGCGUCGGCAGUAGGACUUAAGUGGAAUAGAAGCCAACCGUUGAGCGAUUUUAGCUACCAAUAUCAUUGUAAUUAUGGUUUGGCUUCCAUAGAGAUUAGAGAGAGUUAGGAGUAGAGGUAGAACUAGAGCAAAGAAAUGCUGGGCAUGAUAAGAAACUGCCGUCUUACCAGCAAGAAAGCAAGGAUUUGUUGGUUGUGCUGGGAGGUUCCGGUGGUGGUUGUGCAUGCUUCAGUUGUUGGUUGGAGAUGAGCAAUAAGAAUCAAUUAUUUUGAGUUGGCUUUCCUGUU
Setaria italica (foxtail millet) is the source of this 2311-nucleotide messenger RNA. Its product is annotated as nucleobase-ascorbate transporter 2. The coding region runs from base 479 to 1864 and encodes 461 amino acids. NCBI's taxonomy places the organism in Eukaryota, Viridiplantae, Streptophyta, Magnoliopsida, Poales, Poaceae. Gene Ontology annotation, cellular component: membrane. The record is from RefSeq and is a predicted model, not a curated record. Gene Ontology annotation, molecular function: transmembrane transporter activity. Gene Ontology annotation, biological process: transmembrane transport. The transcript has 14 exons.